AUGAACUCAAGACCUCGUCUCAUUGCUCACUUUGUUGAGCCUUCUCUGCUACAGGUUGCUGCUACAAGGAAGCUUACUCAGUGGUCAAGAAAGAAGGGACCUUUUGUUGCUGAUAUUGCUACGGUGGAGGGGAAUACAAUAACUUGGAAAAUGUUUACGGAAGGCGGAGCUAACUCAUACAUCCAAGAACAAAUUGAUGAAGUUCGUAUCAAAUUAGUAGAAUUUGUGAGCAACAUGUAG
Molecule: messenger RNA, 240 nt
Organism: Prunus armeniaca (apricot)
Lineage: Eukaryota; Viridiplantae; Streptophyta; Magnoliopsida; Rosales; Rosaceae
Source: the annotation of a GenBank genome assembly